This is a messenger RNA of Cylindrotheca closterium, 948 nucleotides long. NCBI's taxonomy places the organism in Eukaryota, Bacillariophyta, Bacillariophyceae, Bacillariales, Bacillariaceae. The record is from the annotation of a GenBank genome assembly.
AUGAACCGAAAUCCAACUCAAGGUGAUGCCGAUUUCACGACUACUCUUGAAGAUCCGAUCAAACUCUUGAACCGUAUUGAACGAUUCAUAGAGAAGAGUGCCAAUGCUGAAUAUGACUUCUUGGACGUCGCCGAAGCCACCUCACCGUCGGUUCCCUUUUGGACCAAGCCACUCCCAGAUGAUGUAUGCCGAGUGACAACCCAGCCACUGCAUCGGGUAGAGGAGUUUGUGAUUUCGGGGGUGGGCCUGGAGCAGCAGUCUCCACGACCUGUCCUCCACCUGUCAUUAUUCACUGCUUGGGAAUCAGCUUUGGCAGAAGUUGACGAGUACUUUGGAUGGACCCCCGAUGAACUUGAGAUUGUCAGUGAUGAAGCACGGCUGGUGGAGGCCUUACUCUCUGGUCAUCUUUGCGUGAUCAGCGACGGAUCAUACAAGCAAGCCCUGGGAACGGCGGCUGUCCAACUACUCCCACAAAAAGGGGAGAAGGACCGCGUCAUUGUUCGGUGCCAGACUCCCGGCUUGCCCCAGGAUCAAAGCGCCUAUCGGAGUGAACUGAUCGGCUUGCUCCCAGGCAUCAUGGUUGUUGACUGGUUGCUCCAACAGUGGGCGCCUACGCUCCAAUCUAAACCCCGCGUAAGGAUAGCGUGUGAUGGGUUUUCCGCUCUUCUCAAUACCUUUAGUGAUAAUCGAGUCUCCCCUCACCAGGCGCAGUUUGACCUGGUCUCUUCCCUCCCCGAGGCCCUUGCGCGCUCCAAAGCAUCGUGGGAGCCUAGUCAUGUGUAUGGUCACCUUGACCGUGCUACGUCCUUUUCGUCCCUGUUUUGGUGGUCCAAAAGGAAUGUUGAAGUGGAUAAUUGGGCAGUGGCAUACCGCCAUCAGUUGGAGGCUUCUAACCAACUGAUUGCACCCAAUGCUCGCUUCUUUACUGAGUUGGCCGCUCUCUACAUC